Magallana angulata is the source of this 2470-nucleotide messenger RNA. RefSeq names its product E3 ubiquitin-protein ligase TRIM36-like. The transcript has 2 exons. The record is from RefSeq and is a predicted model, not a curated record. NCBI's taxonomy places the organism in Eukaryota, Metazoa, Mollusca, Bivalvia, Ostreida, Ostreidae. The coding region runs from base 154 to 1641 and encodes 495 amino acids. Gene Ontology annotation, molecular function: zinc ion binding.
CCCAUACUCAAAUUGUAUCACAUGAUCCUACAAGGUAGCAACGGACCUGAAGCAGAACAGGAAAUCAAUUGGAACACGCAAUGUUCAUUUGCAAAGCUUGAUACUUGAUUCAUCAGCUGUGACUUCAAAAAAUUUCAAAAAGGCUUCCUAAUUAUGGACCCCAAUUGCAGUGCCCAGGAGGCUGUGCACUGUACUUUGUGUACAUCGUCUGUGGCUACCAUGUUCUGUGAAGUUUGUGAUAUCAAUCUGUGUAAAGAUUGUAUAGAGAUACAUGUAUCUGACUCUUCCAAAGCCCACAAAGUUAUUUCACUUAAACAAUGCUUGGCCACUUUGAAUUAUCCUAAGUGUGUAAAACACGAAGCCAUGCGAUGUGAACUUUAUUGUGAACAAUGUAACACUUCAAUCUGUGCGCAAUGUAUUUCUUCAAAAGAACAUAAAAAUCAUGACAUUGUGGACAUUCUGAAGUAUUUUGAAAGUAAGAAAGAAGUUCUACAUAAUGAUUUACAAGAAUUAGAGGAGUCUAUUUUUCCCAAAUAUCAGGAGAUUGCAUCCAAAAUUCCAGUUCACAGAGCUGAUCUGAGUAAAAACUCCCAGACGUUGACAACGGAUUUUGAUAAGCAGGGAGAAGAGUGGCACAAAGAAAUAGAAAACGCAAUCAUGAAACUGAAGUCUGAUAUUGAAGAAAUGGUAAACCGACACCAGACUGUCUUAAACAAACAUGAAGACGAAAUCGCAGUCACCAUAACUGAAAUCAGACAGUCCAUUGCUGAUCUAAAGAAGUUACAAGCAUCUAAAGAUAUAUGUCAUGUCACUGAGUAUGAAUCCAGGAAUGCUGAAUUUCGAAGAUUGCUUCCUAAUAUCAAUAUUUCCUUACCAAACUUCACACCCCUGAAAAUAGACAGAGAUCAAUUUUUAAAACAGUUUGGUUCUCUGUCAGCAGUAUCCUUUGCUACUAAAGAAUGUAGCUACAACGUGCAGAUCCCGGGAGCCGAGUCUUCUACCCUCACCGACAAACCAAUGCUGGAUAUACCCAAGGUCGUCACAGCUUUUGUCACAGAGUAUGAAGAAUUAAGAAGUGUGGCCUAUCUAAAUGAUAACGAAGUUUGGACGUGUGGUGAUGAUGACAACAUCAUAACACUCUAUAACAUUCAAGGAGAACUAUUAAAUUCAAUCACAACUCAAUCGAAGAAGAAGCCAUUUGACAUAGCAGUGAAAAAGAAUGGAAUUCUAGUUUAUACCGUUGACGAAAACAAAACUGUGAACGUUGCAGAGGAUAACUAUACACAUAGAGCAAUUAGAUUACGCAGAUGGGAACCAAGUGGCGUAUGUGUUACCACCUCCGGGGAUCUCCUGGUCGUCAUGUAUAGUGGUAAUACAUGUAGUAUGCUUAGUCAAGGUGGAUUAAGAGUUGUGCGUUAUUCUGGCUUUGCAGCAAAGCAAAGUUAUUAUUUUGGUGAAAGGGGUGAAACGGGUUACGUCUGUGAAAACAGGAAUUUAGAUAUCUGCGUGAGUUUCAGAAGCGAAAUAGUGGGGUCAAUCAGGCUGGUAAACAUCGAUUUACUUAUUCUGGUCCUGAAUCUGCUACCAAAAAAUCGUUUUCUUUUGCUGGAAUCGCUACAGACAGCCAAUGUAAAAUCCUAACGAUAGACGACAACAACAGCUGUAUCCACAUCCUUGAUCAGAACGGAACGUUCCUCCGCUUCGUUAGCAAUCGCGGUUUACGCAGUCUAUCGAAUUUAUGUGUGGACAACAACGACAAUAUUUUGGUAACAGAGUUAUACACAGGAAAAGUGAAGAAAGUUCAAUACUACGCGUAAACAGACUGACUAAUUUAUUUAUCAUCUAUAUGGCAGUUUUAAAUAAAUUGUUUUAGAAGCAUGCAUCCAAUUUUGUGAAUAAUCAUCAAUCUAAUUAGAUUAUCAAAUCUGCUCAUUUGCAUGUUAACAUUGUAAAUACAUGUAAAUUAGGCUGCCUCCAUACUUGUUGCCCAAAUUGGAGAGAUUGUGGAAAAAAGAUGUUUCCUAUGUACCAUUGAUCAUGUCUUUAACGAAUUUUUUUUUUUACAUUUUCAUAUUUAGAUUUUGCAUCUCAUGCAUCGAAGACAAUAUUUAACUCGGAGAUAUUAGUCGACUAGGGGCUUAAGAAUACCCGUCAAUUUAUUUAUAACUGUGCGUCCUUUUCAAAUAAAAUAAUACUAAUUUAUGUCACAUACACCGUACCUUAAUUCAAAACUAUUUGAACACUUAUAAUUAUAUUUACUUAAUAUAUUAAAUUUCAAACGUAUUGAAAAGUACAUUUUAUCAAAAUAUCCGUUAACAAACGUUCUAGAUUUUCCUUUUCGCCUACACGUAAUUAAGUUACCUAUCAUCCAAGGCAAAUCAAACGUGACUUGUUCCAUGUUAAGUUAUUGUCCUGUGUCUAAUUAACAAUUAAAGUGUAAAGUUUAUAUUUAAAACAAACGCCUUGAGAU